Messenger RNA from Nymphaea colorata (pocket water lily), 567 nucleotides. RefSeq lists its product as uncharacterized. The transcript has a single exon. Gene Ontology annotation, molecular function: phosphoprotein phosphatase activity. Lineage: Eukaryota; Viridiplantae; Streptophyta; Magnoliopsida; Nymphaeales; Nymphaeaceae. The record is from RefSeq and is a predicted model, not a curated record. The coding region runs from base 1 to 567 and encodes 188 amino acids.
AUGGACGAAGUGCUUGCCUUCACCUUCACUCCCGACGAGGAGGGGUACCUCAUGGCGCCCAGACGUAAGGAAGACUUCCACUUGUGGUUUGAGGAGUACGAGUGUCUGCUCAACAUCUACAAGCGGAAGAAUCUGGAUAACUUCCUGGCCUAUCUGAGCGAGGAGUGUGAGCCGGUGGUGUUUUCGGCAGGCGUGAGCAGCUACGUGCAUCUGGUAAUGGGCCUCAUCGAUCCCGCCCGCAGGAUCAAGCACAUCCUCACCCAGGAACACUGCGACCGCAUCAUCGAGGAGGAAAGCGAUAUCGAUGAAUACGUAAAAGAUCUCAAUUUGCUCGGAAGAGAUAUGAGCAAAGUGGUAUAUAUCGACAGCAAACCCAUGAGCUUCUGGCUCCACCCUGAAAAUGGACUGUGCUGGGAGGAGUUCAAAGCAGACAAUACGAUGAAAUACGAAGAUUUGGAUGAGAUGCUGCUGGAGAUAGAGGAGUGCAGGAAGUAUAAGGAUGUUAGGGAGUAUCUCCUCAAGGAGUACAGCAUCAGGGAGGAUUUCGAAGCCACAGAUCUCCUCUGA